UUGGUCCCUUUUCCUGUCCGUAGCCCUCACGCUGUUGUCAGCGGGCUAGGUCCAUUGAAUUAUGAAGAGAGCUGACAUAAUUUAGUCUGGAUCAGAACAAUCCUCCUCUGAUUAAUCCAUGAUUUCCCGAUUUAGAUUUUGGUGUGAUCCGCCAAAUAUUAUCGGUUAGUUACAUUGAUCAAUCAGAGAAUGUCUGGAGCGGUUGGCGGAGGGGCGUCAUCUUGCAUCGGUGCUGCAGCUGCAAGUUGUAGCUCGACUGGGUUUGUCUCUGGCGCAGUCGGCGGGUGCGUGGGCAUAGCAGGAAGGUUACCAUCUCGGGUGUUGGAGCAUUUGUUUUCUUAUCUAGAUUUACCGGACUUGAUGCGCUGUACUUUAGUUUGCUGGCAUUGGAACAGCGUCCUAGCAGAUGAAAACAGUGAGGUGUGGCGGAGCCUCUGCGCCCGCUCCCUCACUGAAGAGGCUCUUCGCUCUGACAUUCUCUGCAACAUACCGACUUAUAAGGGCAAGUUGAAAUCUCUGCAACACGCUCUCAGCUCCCAUGACUGCUCGCGGAACGUCUACGUGAAGAAGAAUGGAUUUACUCUUCAUCGGAACCCCAUCGCCCAGAGCACUGACGGCGCUCGCGGGAAGAUUGGUUUCACCGAGGGCCGACAUGCCUGGGAGAUUUGGUGGGAGGGACCCUUGGGCACCGUGGCUGUCAUAGGCAUCGCCACCAAACGGGCCCCCAUGCAGUGCCAAGGUUAUGUAGCUCUCCUUGGGAGUGACGAUCAGAGUUGGGGAUGGAACUUGGUGGACAACAACCUCCUUCAUAACGGAGAAGUUAAUGGCAACUUCCCACAAUGCAACAACGCGCCUAAGUAUCAGAUAGGAGAAAGGAUACGCGUAAUCCUGGACAUGGACGACAAGACGCUGUCAUUUGAAAGAGGCUUUGAGUUCCUGGGCGUGGCUUUCCGCGGCCUUCCCAAAGCGUGCCUCUUCCCAGCCGUCUCCGCCGUGUAUGGCAACACUGAAGUGACAAUGGUGUACCUGGGAAAGCCUCUCGAUGGCUAGCUUGCCACGCAGUAGGAGGGUCCUGCACGGAUGGUUGAUGGGUUGUGUGCCAUUGGAGGGGUGGUACUUUGUAGACUCUUGAAACAUUCCACAACAGGAGUGAAAUUGCGCUCCCCUGGACCUUUGGCUGGUGGAGUGGGGUGGUUGGAUGCAGGCUUUUCUGAUCAAACCACACAAGUUUGUCAAUCGACGUACCAAAAUUGAGCUGCUGGGACUCUUUUAUCUUGUUUGCCUGGGAUGGUUUCUUGUAUAUAUUUUUUUCUUGUAACUUAUGAAAGGACGCCGCUGAUGGAAAAUGGUUACGUGUCAGUUUUACAUCUGUCAAAAACAAAAGCCAAAUCAGACUGGAUAUGUGGCAAAUGUUUUUAUAAUGCACUGCAAUUCCGCUACACAGUUGUCAUAGGUGGUGGUGUUGGCCUCAGUAAAUGUGAAAACACAAGGUGUUUUGAUUUCAUAGCACAAACCGUUAUUGCGCAGAACUAAACCUGGGAUGACUUCAUGCCAAAAUAAUGUUUUCAACCUGUUUAGAAGACAAACAUCGGUAUCGGUGUCAAAUAUCGGUGUCACCUUAAUCUCCAAAAGUGCAUCAGGGGUCAGCAGUUGCAUGCAGUAUAGCCUCUUGAACUGUUGUUGUUUGUGUAGAGGAAGCACAGGUGGGAGAGGUGGUGCCGUGUUGUAUGUAGCUGUACAUCUCCGCUGUGGUGUACGGGCAUAAGUACCUAAAUAUAUUUAUUGAUUAGAUUUUAUCCUUGAUAUCAACGAGGCCCUAUUACCUCGGGAAUAAAGUCUAAUGGUGCCAGUCCUGAUAAGUUA
Molecule: messenger RNA, 1863 nt
Organism: Alosa sapidissima (American shad)
Lineage: Eukaryota; Metazoa; Chordata; Actinopteri; Clupeiformes; Clupeidae
Gene: fbxo45
Product: F-box protein 45
Exons: 3
Coding region: 190-1050 (286 amino acids)
Biological process (GO): synapse assembly involved in innervation; proteasome-mediated ubiquitin-dependent protein catabolic process
Cellular component (GO): SCF ubiquitin ligase complex; synapse
Molecular function (GO): protein binding
Source: RefSeq, a predicted model, not a curated record